Molecule: messenger RNA, 1584 nt
Organism: Solanum pennellii
Lineage: Eukaryota; Viridiplantae; Streptophyta; Magnoliopsida; Solanales; Solanaceae
Exons: 2
Coding region: 1-1584 (527 amino acids)
Source: RefSeq, a predicted model, not a curated record
AUGACGGCAUCUGGAUCGAGAGGUGUUCAAAUGGGCAUGAACCAUCCUUAUGGUCAAGUCAAACAAGAACAAUAUGAUUCUCCUCAGCAAUAUUACCCGUCCCAAUAUGCAGUUCUCAACACUCAGGCAUAUGUCCAGCCAUCUUUUCACCAACAAUGGCGGGGGCCUGCUACACAAGUUUCUCGCCCCCAACAACAAAAUUUCCUGGCGCCAUACAAUCCACGUCCCCGAACAAAAUAUACGAGAGAACAAGUUGAAUCUGUCAAUCCGUACGUUGUCAAUCCAAAUGCAAGAGGCUUUGAUCAAACUGUUAUAUGCGAGUAUCACGCCAACGCUCCAGGUCAUAGCACAGAGAAUUGUUGGACCCUAAAAAGAGUCAUUGAGAAGUUAAUCGAGGAUAAGGUAAUCGAGGUACGCAAUGAGGAAGCACCAAAUGUAACCAAUAAUCCACUCCCUACUCAUAAUAAUGAGCGUGUUGUGGGGAUGGUUGACAUUUUUGAAGAUUAUGAGCAAACAAGUAGAACAAAAGUGGAAAGCAAGGUUUCAAAAGAAGAGUCUAGUAUGGUUUUAGAACCCAAACAAAGGGCACCAAUAAUUGUUAAAGGUUCACGUUCAAAUUUUGGGGACUCGAGGAAGCUAGUGUUGUAUGUCCCUGAAUCUAUAAAAAGAGGAGACGUACCAUUGAAUAGACCAAAAUGCUACAAUCCUGGUAAAUUUUCAACGUUUAAUCAAAAUCAAGAAAGUAUGAAAGAGUCAGUUAUGAUACAAAUUGCAACACAACUUCCGAUCACAAACACCAAGGCCGUUCCGUGGAACUACAACAAAGUCGUCGUUACUCACAAGGGAAAGGAUAUUAUCAAAGAAACAAAUGAAACAGGAGGUCUAACUCGUUCCAGAAGGUGUUAUGCUCUAGAAGAAUUAAAGAGGGACAAACAAAUCAAAGAAAAUCAGUUGCCGAUGAAAAAACCAGUCACCGAGGAAGAUACUGAAGAGUUUCUGAAAAAGAUGAAAGCUCAAGAUUAUUUUGUUAUAGAUCAGUUGAGGAAAACGCCUGCUCAAAUCUCUUUAUUGUCAUUACUCAUACAUUCUAAAGAACAUCGUGAAGUGUUGACCAGAAUUUUGAAUAAGGCACAUAUCUCAGAAAAUAUUACAGUAGGUCACUUUGAAAAGAUGGUCAAUCGAAUUUUUAAGGUAAAUAGAAUCACUUUCACUGAUGAUGAAUUGCCCUUGGAAGGAUGUGGACAUAAUAGGGCUCUACAUUUAACCAUGAAAUGUGAAGAACACUAUGUGAAGAGUGUCAUGGUUGAUGGAGGAUCGGGUGUAGACAUAUGCCCUCUUUACACUCUACAAAGCUUAAAUAUCAGCACUGAUAGGAUUCGUAAUAACAAUGUUUGUGUACGGGCAUUUGAUGGUGCAAAACGGGAUACUCUUGGUGAAAUAUACUUGAUUGUUACAAUUGGACCAGCGGAGUUUGGAAUCACUUUCCAAGUUAUAGACAUGGACACGUCUACAAUCUGCUUUUGGGUAGGCCAUGGAUCCUCAUGCCUUUGUGCCAUCUACUCUACACCAAGUGGUCAAGUUUGA